AUGGAAGAACUUGGAACGAAUAAAAAUACAUCAUCUUUGUUUGCAGACUGGUCUCAGCUCCCUGAAGAGCUACUGCACCUUAUCUCGACGCAUCUAGAUGAUUACUGUUUCGAUGUUGUUCAUGCUCGCUCUGUCUGCAGCUCAUGGCGAUCAGCAUUUCCAUUUCCUCCUUCCCUAUUACGAACAUGUUACACUCUUCCAUCAUUCCCUGAAGAAAGCAAAGACUUGUGCACCCUGGAGAAGGUCCCUUGGUUCCUCUUUAGAGUCCGAGCUCCUGAUCCCGAUGCUGCUGAGUAUUUUCUAGGUGUAAUAGCCCGAGAUGAGUCAGGGGAUCAGAUGGAGCUUCUUCCAUCUCCAACCCUUCAGUGCUCAGUGAAAGUGUAUAACUCAGGAUCUUAUCCCACCUUGAUGAACAUGCUAGACUGCCAGAUCAUCCCUCUGGGCCAUUACUACAGAAUUAUGGGUAGAGACAAUCAUGUGGAUUGUCUUCCGCUAGACAAGGAAGGAGGAUUCGUUGUGCUUUGUCGUAACCAAAACGAUAUCAUGGUGUUAACAAGUGUCGAAAUGAGGUGGAAGCAGCUUAACGACCUCUCAAAUUGUUUUUCCGCGGAUGUAGUUACUUUUAAAAGUAGGUUUUAUAAAAUAAUUGUCGCUAUUGAUCCUUAUUCGCUGAAGGAGACUCUCAUAAUGCCCUCACCUCAGGGGGGACCAAUGUACUAUCUAGUUCCAUAUGGCAAUGAUGAACUCUUCUUGGUUGAGGUCUUUUACCAAACUCCUCGUGUAUUUGAUUCGAGUGAAUUUACAUGUAGAGUGAGUAGGCUAGAUGACAAGACUGGUACAUGGGUUGUAGUUAAGGAUUUGGGGAACCGUGUACUGUUUAUUGGACUUACAGGAAACAUGUCUUGCUCGGCUAAGGACCUUCCUCAUGGGUGUGGUGUUAGUGGGAACUCGAUUCUUUUCACCAAUUUGUCAGACUAUGUAAUUUUCCCUUUUAAAUAUGGAGUAAACACAGGAAAUAUGGAAGACGAUCUCAAUUGUUGGAGACGCGUAUGGGAGAAUCGCUUGGUGAAGCUCAAAUCAUCCUUUCAAGCUUUCCGGGUUGAGCGAUAG
Messenger RNA from Capsella rubella, 1110 nucleotides. RefSeq names its product F-box/kelch-repeat protein At1g64840. NCBI's taxonomy places the organism in Eukaryota, Viridiplantae, Streptophyta, Magnoliopsida, Brassicales, Brassicaceae. Gene Ontology annotation, molecular function: protein binding. The transcript is spliced from 2 exons. The coding region runs from base 1 to 1110 and encodes 369 amino acids. The record is from RefSeq and is a predicted model, not a curated record.